ACAGAUAGUCUACUUUGCUUACACACAAGCUGCUGCACAUUCACAAAAGACACAGGACCAGAGCAGAACCAGUCCGUGCUGUCUGAAUUUGAGGAUGAAUCACUCCAUGUUCACAGCUGUGCUGUUGGGAGCAAUCUGUGUUCUUUUUAAGGCUCAGGCUCAUAUAGAUAUUCACGUUGUGGCCUGCCAGACCAAUGACACUGCUCCAGAGGAUGAGAAACAGCAGGAUGGAGAGGAAAUGUUUUAUGCAGACUUUAAAAACAAUGAAAUCAUUUACACCAUACCUGAGUUUGCUGAUAAAUUUACGUAUCCAGACUGGAUGGCAUUUGCACAGGGUGAGCAUGGGACCUGCAUUCAUAACUUGAACGUGGCUGUUCAAGCUGAAAAGGACCCACCUGAGGAAAUAGAUCCUCCUCAGAGCACAAUCUAUUCAAUGGAAGAAGUUGAGCUGGGGAAGAGUAACAGCCUGAUCUGCUUUGUGAACAACUUUUUCCCCCCCCCUGUCAAAGUGAAGUGGACCAAGAAUAAUGUUGAAGUGAAGGAUGGAGUGACUCUAAGCCGCUACUAUCCAAACCCUGAUUUGACGUUCCAACAGUUCUCCACUCUGAGCAUCACUCCCCAGGAGGGGGAUGUCUAUUCCUGCAGCGUGGAGCACAUGGGGCUUCCGGAUCCCCUAACCAGGAUCUGGGAGCCUGAAUCUAACAAUGAAUCAGACAUGGCAGAGACAGCAUUCUGUGGAAUAGGACUGACCCUGGGUCUGCUGGGAGUGGGAGUUGGAACUUUCUUCCUCAUCAAAGGAAAUAACUGCAACUAAAAGAGGUCUUCAUGAAGACUCAAGAUCAAGACAUGGAGAAGACUCGUGAACUCAUGAUCAGUUUCUUCAGUGUGUUAAAAUAAAUUUCCUUCAUGUUGUAAAUACAGAUUUCACUAUUAAUAGCUAUUACAAAAUACAAAUAGUAUACUGUAUAAUUUAGAAAGUGAUCAGGCACCUAUUUUGCGCUUCACUGAUUUAUUACAAAAGCCAAAGUAGAUAAAGAAGGGAAAAACAGGAGUAUUACAGGAAACACUGGUCCUGCCUAUAUGGCCUAUGAAUCUAGUAUGAAUUUAAAUGAACUGUAUCUGUACCACUUUUUCUAAACUUAGUGGUACAGAUAUUCCCAUUAUAUUAUAUCAAUAUUAAACUAGAGAGUCAUUUUUGAGGGAAUUCCCAAUUGUGGAUACACAGUACACUUGUAUAAACAGGUAAGAAAUCCAUAUGUAGUGAAAUUGUGGUCAAUCAGUUUUUUACUUGAUAGCUUAAAAAUUAUUUUUGGUGGCACUUUAAAUGAGGCUUUAAAAAUUUCCAUGAAUCAACUUUUUUGUAAAUGUUAGGUGCUAAUGUUCUUACUGUUAAAUCAUAAAUAAAAAGUUUACACCCAUUGACA
Messenger RNA from Anguilla anguilla (European eel), 1424 nucleotides. RefSeq names its product H-2 class II histocompatibility antigen, A-U alpha chain-like. Gene Ontology annotation, molecular function: MHC class II protein complex binding. Gene Ontology annotation, cellular component: MHC class II protein complex; membrane. The transcript has 5 exons. Gene Ontology annotation, biological process: antigen processing and presentation of exogenous peptide antigen via MHC class II; peptide antigen assembly with MHC class II protein complex; immune response. The coding region runs from base 95 to 814 and encodes 239 amino acids. Lineage: Eukaryota; Metazoa; Chordata; Actinopteri; Anguilliformes; Anguillidae. The record is from RefSeq and is a predicted model, not a curated record.